Molecule: messenger RNA, 1197 nt
Organism: Rotaria sp. Silwood2
Lineage: Eukaryota; Metazoa; Rotifera; Eurotatoria; Philodinida; Philodinidae
Source: the annotation of a GenBank genome assembly
GAAACAAGCCAGGGGGACGAACUUUUUUUACCAUAGACAUAGCUCACUAUAGGCUACAAGAUGCGCAAAACUUCGACUGAAAAGCGCUCUGGCACCUGGAAAAGUUCCCUUGUGAGUUAGAUCAUCAAUGAACACACAAAACAUACUUUUAAGAUUAUCAAAAGUCUACUCAAAAUUCAAAUUUAUGUCUUGAAUGUAGUUCUCUGUUAAUAGGAAGGCAUUUGUAUAAUAAUUCAACAAAGGAUCUUUAAUAAUCACCAUAUUACCUGUACAACAUACAUUUUCAGAUAGAAUAGUUUCCGAUACCAAAGGAAAUAUUUUGUUUCUGAAAGUUUUCUUUAGUAUAUGUCAUUUUCUUUGUCUAAUCAAUUUUGUUUUCAUCUCGAGAAAGGUAAAUAGUUUUGCUCGAUAUCAUAUUCUUUUAGUCAAACAAGUAUACAUGUGAAAAAUUAUGAUCUUGAAAGACGACGUCUCUCAGCUGAUGUAACACUUCAUCGUUCAAUGCUUGAUCUUAAACAACGAGAAGCUCUUCGUCGAAUUGUUGAUACAAAAAAUCAACUAGAAACAAUUUAUACUAAACAACGAGAACUUAAUCAAAAUGCAGCUAUUGCAGAACAAGAUCGACGUGCAGCUGAGUUAAUGACUAAAAUGGCUGAUAUUGAAAGUCGUCGAACAAAUUUAAUGACUCAAUAUUUACGUGAAAAAACCGAAAGAAGUGAAGAACGUGAAACAGUCGGAGCAGGUAAAGCUAAAGUACGUCAUGCUGAACUUGAAACACGACAACAUGAAGAUCAUUUACGACAUUUUCAAAAAACUGUAAGUAAAAAUGAAGAAGUUGAACAUGAUUUACGUAAAUCAGUCAAAGAAGCAGAUUUUGAAAAACGUAAAAAAGAACAAGAAGUACAACGAUUAAAAGAAGAAUUAAAUCGUAAAAAACGAUUAGAUGCUAUUCGUAUUCGAGAAGAAAUAGCUAAAGCUGAACGAGAAGAAAAAGAAUUAGAACAACAAUUAAUUAAAGAAAAAUCUAAAUUAGAUAAAUUACAUACACAAUGUGAAGAUAAUUAUUUACGAUUAUUAAAACAACGAGAACAAAUACGUGAAACAAAAACAUUAUUACAAAUACAUGAACGUGAACAUGAACGUCUUUUACGUGUUCAUGUUCGAUCACAAUCCUUACAAUCACUCAAUAAUAUAUAA